Molecule: messenger RNA, 372 nt
Organism: Theileria orientalis strain Shintoku
Lineage: Eukaryota; Apicomplexa; Aconoidasida; Piroplasmida; Theileriidae
Exons: 2
Coding region: 1-372 (123 amino acids)
Biological process (GO): RNA processing
Molecular function (GO): RNA binding
Source: RefSeq, a predicted model, not a curated record
AUGAAAUUUAAUAUACCUCCUGAGGUCAGGAAACAUAUUCCAGACGGCUGUAACAUAGACUUAAAAACAUACUUAACUAUGGAAUAUGUUGCAAAAUCAGUAUCUAAGGAAGGGAACCCCUUUGAGUUUAGGCUGAAGAUUCACCCUCAAAACCACAAGCUUCCAUUUCUGGAUUCCAAUCACAAAUUAUACAAUUGUUACCAGUUUUUAAAGAAAAAUCAAGAGCAUUACCUCUACGGAUGUGACAAAGAACAGGUUCCUGAACUUCUACAUGAGCUAUACGAACAAGUGUUUCUGACCGAGAAGCACGUUGACACAAAAGUAAAAACUCCAGUUGACAAGAUCAUCGAAGGUUACUCAGACUCAGAAUAA